AUGCCAGAUACAGUCAACCCUAUCAUACCAGGUUACGCGCCAGAUCCAUCCGUGGUAAAAGUUGGCGACUGGUUUUAUCUCAUCAACUCCAGUUUUCACUUUUUCCCCGGCCUUCCCAUUUACGCCUCUAAAGACCUCAUAUCAUGGCAGCAGAUAGGAAAUGCAAUCAACCGUCAAGCCCAGCUCAGCCUAGCAAGAUCGGAUGCAAACCUCGUUCCGGUGGACAAUGGUAAAGUUAUGAUCGCUAGUGGAGGGUUAUACGCACCCACGAUCCGUUAUCACCAGGGUACAUUCUACGUCGUCUGCACCAAUGUCAUCCACUUGCCCGGCGAAGAAAAAGACCUAACGGAGAAUUUCAUCGUCUCGACCGAUAAUAUCUGGUCGGACAUAUGGACCAACCCAAUCUACUUCGAAUUCGAUGGCAUCGACCCCAGUAUACUUUUCGACGACGACGGAAAGACCUACAUCCAAGGGUCCGCUGCGCCAGGGCCGUACACGACGAUCAAUCUCUUCGAAGUCAACCUCAAUACCGGCGCCAAGCUGUCCGAGGAGAAAGUCAUCUGGCGCGGCACUGGCGACAUCUAUCCGGAAGGACCGCAUCUGUAUAAGUACAAUAACUGGUACUACUUGCUCAUUGCGGAGGGCGGCACCCAUGAGGGACAUAUGGUGACGAUGGCGCGCUCUAGACACGUCUCGGGCCCAUACGAGUCCUGUCCUAACAAUCCGGUCUUAACGGCGCGUGGUACAGCAGAGUAUAUCCAGUACACCGGUCAUUGCGAUAUCUUCCAGGACGAGAAGAAUCAAUGGUGGGGGACCUCCUGGGACAACGAAUGGUUUACCUUCGAGCAAGUGAAGUUGAAUCCCAGCCUCCCGGAAGCCCGGUCGAGUUCAAACCUUACGGCAAAACCUGGCGUUGACCACCUCUACAUUCGAGAUGCCGUCAUGGGCAACUACCAGCUCACCGAAGCCUCCGUGACACUGACGGCGUCAUCGGUCGAUUUGUCACACCCUGAACUUAGCCCGACGUUUAUUGGCAAGCGGCAACGAAAGUUGCACGGCACGAGCAGCGUGGUCCUUCAAGGGAUUGAGGAGUCUUGGGGCUCUGCGAAGAUCAUGGCUGGACUAGCCUGUUACAAGGAAGAGCACCGCUACGUACGGAUCUACUAUGAUGCUGCGAAACUUGAGGUGGUCUUCGAAUUAGUCAACGCCGCGAAGAAGAUUGCAAGAAUCGAGAAACACAUCCUAGGGGAAGUUCCCCUCUCAGUGGCGUUCCGAAUGGACUACACGGAGAAAGAAUAUCGACUGUUGUACUCUGUCGAGUCCAGCACUGGGCAAGAUUGGACGUGCCUGGGAACAGUUGACACAUUGGAUAUGACCAACCCUGAUUUUACUGGUCCAGUGAUAGGCAUCUACGCUCUCGGACAAACGGAGGGUGUGCAAGUUCAGUUUGGAAGCUUGAAUGUUGACUGA
This is a messenger RNA of Penicillium mononematosum, 1470 nucleotides long. RefSeq names its product putative xylosidase/arabinosidase. Gene Ontology annotation, molecular function: hydrolase activity, hydrolyzing O-glycosyl compounds. Bases 1 to 1470 code for a protein of 489 amino acids. The transcript has 3 exons. The record is from RefSeq and is a predicted model, not a curated record. Gene Ontology annotation, biological process: carbohydrate metabolic process. NCBI's taxonomy places the organism in Eukaryota, Fungi, Ascomycota, Eurotiomycetes, Eurotiales, Aspergillaceae.